Messenger RNA from Saccostrea echinata, 2426 nucleotides. RefSeq names its product inversin-A-like. The transcript has 13 exons. Gene Ontology annotation, molecular function: protein binding. Bases 65 to 2257 code for a protein of 730 amino acids. Lineage: Eukaryota; Metazoa; Mollusca; Bivalvia; Ostreida; Ostreidae. The record is from RefSeq and is a predicted model, not a curated record.
UUUUAAGGUGGAUGUUGUUAGGAAAUCUACCCCGAUUCUUGCCUUAACUGUUUGGAAACAUGAAAUGGAUUUUGAUUCCGACACCUACUUGGAUAACAUUGGCGAGGGAUCUGAUCCUGAUGUAGAGACUGAUUCACAGCUCCCCGCUCACAGGGCAGCAUCCAAAGGGGAGAUAAUUGCUCUCGUUAAGGCCAUUAAACGGGACCCCAGCUCUCUGGAGCUAGAGGACAGUGAAGGCUUAACUCCCUUGGGGUGUGCUGUAAAAUCCAAACAGUUGGAAGCUGUGAAGCAAAUCAUCAAGAUGGGAGGAAAUAUAAACACUCAGGACUGUCAGGGAAGGACUCCACUGGCCCGGGCAACAUAUGAAGGUUGGUUUGAAGGAGUGAUAUACUUGCUUAGAAAAGGUGCAAAACAGAGCAUAGCUGAGAAAUCUGGGAGGACACCUCUACAUGCAUCUACCUACGACAAAGAUGUCAGAAUAAUUGGUGCUUUACUGCAGACUUUAUCUAAAGAAGAAGUAGCCAGAGAAGACAAUGAGAAAAUGACUGCUCUCCAUUGGGCUGCCUUCCAUAACAGACCAGAACACCUACAACUAUUACUGAUGAGUGGGGCAGUCAUGCAUUGUCAGGAUAUAGAUGGAAAAACACCUCUACACUGGGCUGCCGAGAAAGGUAGUGUAGAGUGUUGCCAUCUCCUGCUGCAAUGCUGUAAGGGACCUAAACUUGUCAAUCAGCUGGACCACAGUAGUAAGAAUGCCAUACACUAUGCUGCAGCAGCCGGUCACUACCUGUUGCUACGGGAACUGGUCAGUGUUGAGGGGGCUGAUCUGGAAGCUGAGGAUCCUGAUGAUAGGACACCACUUCACUGGGCUGCAGCUAUGGGUCACCAUCAAUGUGUCAAUGUACUGCUGAAUAUGGGGGUCACACCCAACCCCACAGACAUUGAAGGAGGGACCCCACUAGACUACGCCAGGAAGACAGGUCACAAAGAAUGUGUAAGGCUAUUGGAGGAGAAGAUGGGAAUCAAGGGCAGUCAUGUUGUAAACAGACGAUCCAAAGUCAAAAAGUCUGACUCCAAUCGGAAUCCAUUUGGGAAACUCAAAGACCUCUUCCGACCCAGAAACAAGAAAAUUUCCUCCACCCCCACCUCGGAUGCUACUAGUGACUCUAUAGAAAUGAGGUCAUUUGACAAGCAAUCCGUAACCACCUCCAUGUCAAACUCGGAGCGAUCUCUGAAAGAACUGGCCAGGAGAGAGGAAUCUCGACCCACAUCAAAGUCGCAGAGCCUGGAUAACCAGAUAAAAUCACCCGUGACCCCCACUAGUGUCAUAGUGCCAAAAAUUGUCCUAUCAACAUUUGAUGAGGCAGAGGAUGACCAAGGAUUGCUGAAACAGAGGAAAAGCAGGUCAAGGCGACAAAAAAAGAAACGCUCACACAGACAGACCUCAGCAACAACAACAUUUGAAGAAAACUAUGACCUCCACAUUGGGAGUGGUCUCAAGGACAAGAAUCGCCUUGACAACCAGAAUAUUGGUGUUGGCAUGGGAACCAGUAACCUGCUUCCUCCUGUGAUGAGUCCAAGGAUGUCACCUCUACCCCCCUCCCCAAUCCCUCAGGACCUCCCCAAAACACCUCCACCUCACAAAUCCUCUAGGGAACUAGCUCCUCUUCGAGUGCCUCAGAUCAAGUCUCCUGGCCCUCAUCCAGUUCCAAUAGUACAGACCCCUGAAAUAUUGUACGAUGAAGAGGAUGUAUCGUCCCCAAAUGCUUCUCCUCCUUAUUCUGGAUACAGACGAAUCGACAGUGGAGUGUCAGUUGCUGUGCCACAGCUUUCACAAGAGCACCUUCACAGACAACUUAAAUCAGAGACAAAGUCACCUCAUCAGGCCACAUCUCCAUGGUUACAGGUUCAGCCAAUUCAAAGAGACCCAUACGAACGUCGUCUUUCAGGAAGCUCCCAAGCUUCCUCUACACAAGGGGGCAUGGAUCACAUUGACUUCCUGUCUGUGUCUUCUGGUCAAAGGUCAAGGCUAUCGUCUAUCUCACAAGGCUCCAUUCCAUCAGGUCAUAGGUCAAGGUUAUCGUCCAUAUCUCCAGGAUCGGCUCGCAGUGAUGUCAGUGUCAGACUGACUUCCAUUACACCCACUCAUUAUGGUUCACCCAAGCCUGUGUCAUUAGUGGGGUCACCAAGUCCACCACAAAUAUCAAAAAUGGAGAAACGGACAAUGGACCGUAGAAUUCAUAGUUUGCUUCAUUGAUAAACAUAAACUUCAUAGUCUGUUUCAUUGAUACACGUAUAUACUUCAUAGUCUGUUUCAUGCCUCCAAAGAGAGAUAACUGUGUAAGGUACACAAAUCAAAAUCAGGAAUGUGUGCAUCAAAAAUGGGUUGAAGUGAAUCAAAUCAUUGAGAUCAUUUCAAGCAAGAA